AUGUCUUCUCAGAAGAAUUACGGUGUUGCCAAGGGACUCUGGAAGCAUCCCGUCGAGUAUCACCCCACUGGCUGGGUUAACCCCAACCCUAAAAAGCCUCUUCCUAGUCCUCCUAUCACCGUCUCGAACACCUAUACCUACUCUGGACCUCCCCAGGACAAGUACUUUCAACACCGCCGCACCUUUGUCAUGCGUAUGAUGGAGCAUUGGGGCUGGAAUCCCGACAGCGGCGUUGGACUCGGCAAAGACCUCCAGGGAAUCACCGACCCUAUUGCCAUUCAGUCUCACAACAGUACUGGACUGGGAAUGGUUUUGGUUGACCGUACGAGCCGCAAGGCCCAGAAUUGCAAGCGUUUCCUCGUCAUUGACCCGCACAACGUUCGCAUUAUUGAUGCUUUCACUGCUCCUUUCCCUUGGAUCCCUGCCGUCGUCAAGUCCGAUGCUCAGCGUGCUAUUGAACUGGCUAAGUGGGAGGCUGACGCCCCCAAGCGCGCCGCAGUAAUUGCUUCUGCUAAUGCCGUAGCUGGAUCGGGCAAGAUUGUUACUCGCAAGAUUGUGAUGAAAUUUCCUGCUAAGGUUACUAGCGAGUUGCAGUUAGGUAGAUCCCCUGUCGUCAUCACUGCAGUUGUCACCAAGCCUGCUAGUAAGGUGCAGUCAGGUGGAACUGCCAUUGCUGCCAGCGCCACUAUCAGCACCCCCGCUGUCAGCAAGCGCAUUUUCAUUAAGCCUAUUGACAAGAUGCAGUCGGGAGGAACCUCAACUAUCAAGAAGCCUAUUGGAAAGGUCCAGUCGUAUGGAACCCAUGUUAUUAACAAGACUGCUAGCAACGUGCAGUCGUGGGGAGAUCCAGUUGUCGCCAAGGUCAUUGUCAGCAAGCCUGCCAGCAACACUAAGUCUUGGGGAGACCCCAUAGUCACUAAGCCCGAUGCCAGCAAGGUGCAGUCGGGAGGAACCCCUACUAUCAAGGAGCCCGUUGGAAAGGUUGUAAGCAGCCCUAUUCUUGUCGACAAGAAGAUCAGCCUGUUUGAUGAUCCUGUAGGAGCGGAUGGACUCCCUCUGGCUUGGAACGGGCUUAAAGUUUUCUUCCCUGAUCAGUUCAAGUAG
This is a messenger RNA of Penicillium taxi, 1104 nucleotides long. RefSeq lists its product as uncharacterized. Gene Ontology annotation, molecular function: nucleic acid binding. The record is from RefSeq and is a predicted model, not a curated record. Lineage: Eukaryota; Fungi; Ascomycota; Eurotiomycetes; Eurotiales; Aspergillaceae. The coding region runs from base 1 to 1104 and encodes 367 amino acids. The transcript is spliced from 3 exons.